GAAGCGAGCGAAUCGCCAGCUCAGUCGCACCGUUUUGUUUCGAUCCACCGAUGCGAGACUCGCGACAUGCGAGAGGAGCUCGUCGAGACCGGCGCUUCCUGGUGUCCCCAUCGGAUGACUCUCGCAUUCUUGCUCGCCGCCUGACGUCCGUGGUACCGGUGCAGGGCACACGUCCGUUCGAUCAUCUCUCGCCGGCUAUUGGCGCUGACAUUUUACUGCCUCGACGUGGAGAGGUGGCUACGGACUGUCCUACGAACACCGCCGACACUGUAACAUAGGAUUAAGAUCGAUCUUGAAGUGACACUUUGGCGUUGAAAGCGAUAGCCGCGUCUCGCCGAGGGGAUCCUGCUGACGAGAACCGUUCCGUUUCGGUGCGACCAUGGUAACAAGGCCAGCCUAGAAGCAGACAGGAGAAAAAGAAACGAUGCAUCUGAUUCUACUUUGGGCGUUGGUCGGCCUAAUUGGCCAAGUGUACUGCAAAUGCAGCAUAGUACCGAUAACAGAUGACGAACGGUCGAUCGCCUACGCGUGCACGCACGGCGACCUAAACGACCUCGACGAGAUCUCCAGCGAAGCGGAAUGGAUAGAGUUCACCGUGUCGCGGUUCCAAUCCAUUCCCGACAACGCUUUCUGGCGGUUUAAGAAUCUUAGGAGACUGUCCUUUUACAAUUGCCACGUGAACUUCAUCGCACCCGACGCGUUCGCCGGGUUGAACCGUUUGGAGUGGCUGAUACUUCAUGGGACCAAAAUCCAUGCGGCUAGGGCGACGUGGUUCCGUCACCUGCCCAACUUGAGGAAACUGAUUCUGAACAGAUGUGGGUUGCUACACAUUGAACCGGAUGUCUUCCGGAUGCUGCCGCGACUGGAAACUUUGGGCCUGCGCGAUAAUGACCUGGACUGUCUGAUGACAGAGGAUCUUUCCUACCUACGAUCACUGAAGACCGUACGUAUCGAUGGGAACCCAUGGCUCUGCGAGUGUCGACAGAUGCUGGAUAAGUACUUCAAGGACAGAUCCAUCAGCCAGGAAGCAGAAUGCUCUGCAGAGGUUCACUUAUGCAGGACAUAUCAGUGUAUGACUCAGAUAGGCUUCCCUGCGCUCCCAGCAUCCUUCACCACCCAACACCUGAUCAAUUAUAAUAGGACAUGGACGUCGAUGCGAAGAAACGAAUUUCAAACGAACGUUUUCACGUCGUUGGACCGACUUCCAGAUAAAACAAGCUGGAUCGAGAUCUCCGGCCUGACAAUAGAGAAGCUGCUGCGUUACAGUUUCUUUCGGUUCGGGAAUAGCUUAAGAAGUCUAGAUCUGAACGACUGUGGGAUCCGUGAGAUAGAGAGCGGAGCUUUCGCAGGUUUGCACAGGUUGCAAAGGCUGUCUUUAGUUGGCAACCAGUUCCAUCUAGUCGGUGCGGACUGGUUCCGUGAUCUUGUCGGUCUGCAACAGUUGAUCCUGCAAAGGAACGAGAUUGAAAAAAUAGAACCAACUGCACUAUGGCAUACGGGUAACAGCUUAAGGUACCUCGAUCUCCGGAGCAACAGAUUACAGUGCAUCCCCAUUGAAGAGCUCGGUGAAUUGAAGAGACUGGAACGCUUGGAUGCGACCGGUAAUCCCUGGCUGUGCAGCUGCCGCAGGAAUCUUCAAAGUUUCCUCACGCAAAGGAACGUUGGAUUCGAGAUCGACGCGGGAAGGUGCUAUGAGAAUCAAAACGAGGUUCCUCAGAGACCCGGUGGAUGGCACCAGCAGACAAACGAAACCUCCACAACAGGAAGAGUCCACUGGACCUCCUUCGAGGAUAGCGUGAAACAAUCAAACCUAACAAUCAUCAGACCUCGACCGCCAGUGCUAUCAACAGAAGUCCACGUCUCCACUCCUGCACCAACAGUAUACACAGGCCAAUGCUACCCCGAGAAGAGCAACGACCGAUUCAGGACUACCUACACCUGCCGCGCCAUUACCUCCAUAGAAGACGUGUACGCAAUCCCAGCGACAGUCCACACAAUCCGCGUGAUACUGUCAAACAUCAAAAAAGUCCCCACCGACACGUUCGCCCGGUUCAACGGCUACUUGUCCGAGCUAGAGCUCCGCGACUGCGGAAUCGAGAAAAUCGAGCCUGGCGCGUUCGUGAAGCUCUACAACCUGGAGUACCUAUCAUUGAGGAGCAACCAGCUGGACGCCGUCAGCGGGGACACUCUUCAGGGCCUGACGAACCUCAGACGCCUGGACCUGUCCCACAACAACAUCUACCGAAUAACGAACGACGCGUUCGACAAUGUGCCUUACUUGACCAGCCUCGACGUCUCUGAAAACUCCAUGAACUGCAUCGGCGUGGAGUACAUGGGGGAGCGCUUAAGGUACCUGUCCACCCUGAACGUCGCCAACAACCCGUGGAGCUGCCUGUGCGGGACCAAGCUGGCCGAGUUCCUAAACGGUCGUGGUAUUCGUUACAACAAGCAUUCCUUGCUGCUGAGGGAGGACUGCUACGCGACUGACGUUCCCGCCAUAACCAGCGCCCCAUCGACAACGACUCCAACGGCUCCAACCUGGAACGACACUGCUGAAGGGACUUGCGUUACCGACGGAGACAAUACAGGACGUUACUGGUGCACUGGUGGUAACUUGGCGCUGUUGCAGACGUUGCCCCCAGAUGUCACUGCCAUCGAGUUCCAUCAAGGUCACCUGCCCCGUUUACCUGCAGGCUAUCUGUCGAGGUUCACUGAUCUCCGGGAAAUUAUAAUAACUAAUUCGGGACUGACUACGAUCGAACAAGGUGCAUUCGAUGGUUUGAAUAAAUUAGAGAACUUGACGAUUCAGGAUAACCAGUUGGAAAUGAUAGGAUCGUCCUGGUUCACGCUGGAGAAUCUCCGGAAGCUGGACCUGCGCGGUAACUCGAUCAAGUACGUUGCUCCCGGCGCGUUCCGGCGGUUGAACCGGCUGGAAUAUUUGAAUUUGGAGGGAAACGAUUUGAGGUGCAUAUACACGAGUGAUUUGAAUGACAUGCCCGAGGUGUACAUAGUGGAGUUCGCUGGGAAUCCGUUGAAAUGGAGGUGCAGGGUCGAGUUGGAGCAGUUCUUGGAUGCUAGGAAAAUUCGGUUCGUGAGAAUCGAGAAUUCCUGUGAAGGGAAGAAGUUGGUGAGGAAUCUGCUGCUGCAGAAUAAGACGGACGGUUCGUUCAGCUGUCCUUCUGAUUGUUCUGCGGGUAGUCAGUUGAUGCUCCAUCGUUUCCUUGCUCUGGUUUUCGCUUUACCGAUGCUGAUGCGGCUCUACUGAUCGCGUGGUCGUCGAUGACCGUUACUUAACCACAAGUACAAUAAUGUAUGUGUUCAUUAAUAUUUUUUUAUAUUUAUUAUUCACUUAUGUAAACCUGCGUGACGUUUAAGUGGCACAGAGCUUGAGUAACGCGCAAAAUCUAGUUGCCCAGUGGACAGGGACCAGCGAGGAGCUAGGACUUGCAUUAAGAAGCAGCUGUAAAAUUGCUUAUCUCUGUGCAUGCCAUACUGUAUGUUCAAUAAACUAAUUUAUUUCCUUAGGAAUAAUUUAGAACGUUAAAUCGGCUAGAUCGUAGUUGAGACGCGGCGAGAAGCUAUUUAAAUGAUGAUUUUCAUGCUCGAUUCUGUAAUCGAUCGGCAUCGACUUCGGAGUGCGUUUGAAUAGUUAUGGUUAGUAAGAGUUACGCAAAUAAAUGAGAUUCCAUAAGCAACAAUCGGCUUCUGAUUCUUUCUGAUUUAUCAGAGGAUGGAGUACUUGAUAACGUUUGUAAUUUAAUUAAUAAAACAUUGCAUCAAACGGAAAUUCUCAGUCAAUUUUUAAAAAGCGUCAACAAAAGCCCGACUAGCUCAGUCGGCAGAGCAUGAGACUCUUAAUCUCAGGGUCGUGGGUUCGAGCCCCACGUUGGGCGAAUUUAUUUUUUGCCGAGUUUUCUCGUGGAUAAACAUUUCAAAAUUUUAAUAGAACUAUUCCGUAUAAACUUAAUGCAAAAAACAAAUUACCGCAUU
Messenger RNA from Nomia melanderi (Alkali bee), 3990 nucleotides. RefSeq lists its product as uncharacterized. Lineage: Eukaryota; Metazoa; Arthropoda; Insecta; Hymenoptera; Halictidae. The record is from RefSeq and is a predicted model, not a curated record. Gene Ontology annotation, molecular function: protein binding. Gene Ontology annotation, cellular component: plasma membrane.